Balaenoptera acutorostrata (minke whale) is the source of this 11452-nucleotide messenger RNA. It is a transcript of the gene NAV2, whose product is annotated as neuron navigator 2. The transcript is spliced from 39 exons. The coding region runs from base 821 to 8164 and encodes 2447 amino acids. NCBI's taxonomy places the organism in Eukaryota, Metazoa, Chordata, Mammalia, Artiodactyla, Balaenopteridae. Gene Ontology annotation, biological process: nervous system development; neurogenesis. The record is from RefSeq and is a predicted model, not a curated record. Gene Ontology annotation, molecular function: protein binding; ATP binding; ATP hydrolysis activity.
CUGCGCGGAGCCCCGCAGCCAGCGGAGCCUUCCCGGGAAGCGCGGCGGCCGCUCGAGAGCGCUGCGCUGCCCUGCCCAGCCCGCCAGCCGCGCGUCCCGGUGCCCGCGCCCCACGGCCACAGCCUUGCUGCGCUAUAGCGCACGGAGCAUGUGCAGACCCGCAGGCGCCGAGGUGCUAUCUGUCCGGCGGGCUUCUGGGCAGUGGUGACUGUCACGCGUAGAGAGACCUUUCGGGAGCUCUCGCCGCGCCUCUGCGUAGCGGGUGACACUGCGGUGCUCGCGAUCAGGGCGGCAGCUGCCUCUCGGUGAAGACGUCUUGGGCUCCGUGCGCCCUCCCUCUCCCCCCUAUCGUUCUUUCCCUUCCCCAGCUGCUCGCUCCUUAGCUCGCCCGCUCACACCCGCAGCCUCCCGGAGCGGGAGGCGUGGGUCCCCGCCGCUUCUCUUCCAAAGGGGCCUCCUCACUUCGGAGAUGCAGUGACAAGUUAAUAUGGGCGUCCAAGCCUCGAGUUCCCAGGAGGAGAAUCACAAGAGGCAACAGCUCCUGAGCACCCGGAGCCCUUGAACAGGCCGCCCAGGAGGGGCGUGAAACCCGGCUGCAGCAUCCGUCCAGGUGGGACCAGCUGAGCGCCGCGACCAAGGCGAGCUCGCCGGAUUGCUCCGAGAUCCCCGACCCGGGGAUAUUUUUUUCUUUCCCUCGGCUGGUGGUGGGCGCCUCUCGGGCCGAAGCCCGGCGCCUGCUCUGCUGCCCGCGCUGCCUUUAGCGGUCGCCUCCGCCGCCGCUGCCAGGGACGUGCUGGGAAAGCCGAAGCCCCGGGAGAAGAUGCCGGCCAUCCUGGUCGCCUCCAAAAUGAAGUCGGGACUGCCCAAACCCGUGCACAGCGCCGCGCCCAUCCUGCACGUGCCCCCAGCCCGGGCGGGCCCCCAGCCCUGCUACCUCAAGUUAGGAAGCAAGGUGGAGGUGAGCAAGACCGCCUACCCUAGCCAGAUCCCCCUGAAAUCGCAGGGGCUGCAGGAGCCGGCGGGGGAGGGGCUCCCGCUGCGGAUGAGCGGCUCGGUGGAAAACGGGUUCGAUACCCAGAUCUACACGGACUGGGCCAAUCAUUAUCUAGCCAAAUCAGGCCACAAACGUCUCAUCAAGGAUCUCCAGCAAGACGUGACGGACGGCGUCCUCCUGGCCCAGAUUAUCCAGGUUGUGGCAAAUGAGAAGAUUGAAGACAUCAAUGGCUGUCCAAAGAACAGAUCGCAAAUGAUUGAAAACAUAGAUGCCUGCUUGAAUUUCCUGGCAGCUAAGGGAAUAAACAUCCAGGGGCUGUCUGCAGAAGAGAUCAGGAAUGGAAACCUCAAGGCCAUUCUAGGCCUCUUCUUCAGCCUCUCCCGGUACAAGCAGCAGCAGCAGCCCCAGAAGCCGCACCUCCCCUCGCCACUGCUGCCCUCCGUGUCCCCGGCGGCCGGGGCCCCCUCCCAGUGCCAGGCUGGCGCUCCUCAGCAACAGGUGCCCGCCGCUCCCCAAGCCCCGUGCCAGCCUCACCAGCCAGCGCCGCACCAGCCGUCCAAAGCACAAGCUGAGAUGCAGUCCAGUGCAUCUUCCAAGGACUCAUCACAAAGCAAAAUCAUCCGCUUCACUCUGGGUCAGAAAAAGAUCUCUAGACUUCCAGGUCCUACCGCGAGGGUAUCCGCUGCAGGCAGCGAGGCCAAAACACGCGGAGGGUCAGCCACUGCUAACAACCGACGGAGCCAGAGCUUUAACAACUAUGACAAGUCCAAACCGGUCACCUCCCCACUCCCACCCCCACCAGCAAGCAGCCAUGAGAAAGAGCCUUUGGCGAGUCCGGCCCCCUCCCACCCCGGAAUGAGCGAAGAUGCACCUGCUGCUCUGGAGGGCGGCGGCUGCGCCCCUGGUAAUUGCAGCGCCUCCUCGGCCAUCCCCCAGCCCGGCACGGCCUCCAAGCCCUGGCGCAGCAAGUCGGUCAGUGUGAAGCACAGCGCCACGGCUGCCACGCUUUCGGUCAAGCCUCCUGCACCCGAGGCCCCCAGGCCCACCCCCGAAGCCCUGAAGCCAGCCCCCAACAAUCAGAGGUCCAUGCUGGAAAAACUGAAACUUUUCAACAGCAAGGGGGCUUCCAAGGUGGGUGAGGGCCCGGGGUCACGGGACACAAGCUGUGAGCGGCUGGAGAUCCUGCCCAGCUUCGAAGAGAGCGAAGAGAUGGAGGCCGGCGGUCGCCCGCUGUCCGCGGCGGGCCCCACCUCCAACAGCCCCAAGAUCGCGCUCAAGGGCAUUGCCCAGAGAACUUUCAGCCGGGCGCUGACCAACAAGAAGAGUUCCCCGAAAGGCAGCGAGAAGGAAAAGGAGAAACAGCAGCGGGAGAAGGAGAAGGAGAAAAGCAAGGACCUCGCCAAGAGAGCCUCGGUGACAGAGAGGCCGGACCUCAAGGAGGGUCCGAGAGAAGACCUCAGCGGGGUGGCGGUGACCGAGGUGCCAAAAAAGUCCUCCAAGAUCGCCAGCUUCAUCCCCAAAGGGGGGAAGCUCAACAGUGCCAAGAAGGAGGCCCCAGCCCCUUCGCACAGCGGGAUACCAAAACCAGGAAUGAAGAGCAUGCCCGGGAAAUCCCCAAGUGCCCCCGCGCCUUCCAAGGAUGGGGAGCGGAGCCGGGGUGGGAAGCCGAGCUCGGGGCUCCCCCAGCAGAAGCCCCAGCUGGACGGCAGACACUCCAGUUCCUCCUCCAGCCUGGCGUCCUCGGAAGGCAAAGCCCCAGGAGGGACCACCCUGAAUCACAGCAUCAGCAGCCAGACUGUCAGUGGGUCCGUCGGGACCGCCCAGACCACGGGAAGCAAUACUGUCAGCGUCCAGCUACCUCAGCCCCAGCAAUACAGCCACCCCAACACGGCCACGGUGGCGCCUUUCCUGUACAGGUCCCAGACAGACACCGAAGGGAAUGUUACUGCCGAGUCCAGCUCAGGGGGUGUGACCGUGGAGCCCAGCCACUACACCAAGAGUGGACAGCCUGCCCUGGAGGAACUCACUGGGGAAGAUCCCGAGGCUCGGCGACUGCGGACAGUGAAGAACAUCGCUGAUCUGCGGCAGAAUUUGGAGGAGACCAUGUCCAGUUUACGGGGAACUCAGGUUACACACAGCACAUUGGAAACCACGUUUGACACCAAUGUCACCACGGAGAUCAGCGGGCGCAGUAUCCUCAGCUUGACGGGCAGGCCCACUCCCCUGUCCUGGAGGCUCGGCCAGUCCAGCCCUCGGCUGCAGGCGGGAGACGCCCCCUCGAUGGGCAACGGGUACCCGCCCCGAGCCAACGCCAGCCGCUUCAUCAACACCGAGUCGGGCCGCUACAUGUACUCUGCCCCCCUGCGGAGGCAGCUGGCCUCCAGGGGCAGCAGCGUCUGCCACGGGGACGUCUCAGACAAGGCAGGAGAUGAGAUGGACUUGGAGAGCAUCAGCAUGGACGCCCCCGGCUACAUGAGCGACGGGGACGUUCUGAGCAAGAACGUGCGGGCGGACGACAUCACGAGCGGGUACAUGACCGAUGGUGGACUUGGCCUCUACACCCGCCGCCUGAACCGGCUCCCUGAUGGGAUGGCUGUGGUGCGGGAGACCCUGCAAAGAAACACCUCCCUGGGCCUCGGAGAUGCUGACAGCUGGGAUGACAGCAGCUCCGUCAGCAGCGGUAUCAGCGACACCAUAGACAACCUCAGCACGGAUGACAUCACCAGCUCCUCCAUCGGCUCCUAUGCCAACACGCCUGCCUCCUCGCGUAAGAGCCUGGAUGUCCAGACCGACGCUGAGAAACACUCACAGGUGGAGAGGAAUUCCCUGUGGUCCGGCGACGAUGUCAAGAAGUCAGACGGAGGGUCAGACAGUGGCAUAAAGAUGGAGCCGGGGUCGAAGUGGAGGCGGAAUCCUUCUGAUGUGUCUGACGAGUCCGACAAAAGCACGUCGGGCAAGAAGAACCCCGUCAUCUCUCAGACAGGCUCGUGGCGGCGAGGCAUGACAGCUCAGGUGGGCAUCACCAUGCCGAGGACGAAGCCGGCUGCCCCGGCAGGCACGCUCAAGACCCCAGGAACUGGAAAAACAGAUGAUGCAAAGGUGUCUGAGAAAGGAAGGCUGUCUCCCAAAGCCUCCCAGGUGAAGCGCUCCCCGUCAGAUGCUGGCCGCAGCAGCGGUGAUGAAUCCAAGAAACCCCUCCCCGGCAGCUCCAGGACGGCCACUGCCAAUGCCAACAGCUUUGGGUUCAAGAAGCAGAGUGGCUCUGCCGCUGGUUUGGCCAUGAUCACAGCCAGUGGGGCCACUGUCACCAGCAGGUCAGCCACGCUGGGCAAAAUCCCAAAGUCGUCCGCACUUGUCGGUCGGUCCACCGGUCGGAAGACAAGCAUGGAUGGGGCUCAGAAUCAGGAUGACGGGUAUCUGUCUCUCAGCUCCCGGACAAAUUUACAGUACCGGAGUCUGCCAAGGCCCAGUAAAUCCACCAGCCGGAAUGGGGCUGGGAACAGGUCUAGUACCAGCAGCAUAGAUUCCAACAUCAGUAGCAAGUCAGCAGGCCUGCCGGUGCCCAAGCUGAGGGAGCCUUCCAAGACAGCCCUGGGCAGCUCUCUGCCAGGUCUGGUCAACCAGACCGAUAAGGAGAAAGGCAUCUCAUCUGACAACGAGAGCGUGGCUUCCUGUAACUCAGUGAAGGUGAACCCGGCAGCCCAGCCUGUGUCUGGUGCGGCUCAGGCCACUCUCCAGCCAGGGGCCAAGUACCCUGAUGUAGCCUCUCCCACGCUCCGCAGACUCUUUGGUGGGAAGCCUACCAAGCAAGUGCCCAUCGCCACAGCCGAAAACAUGAAAAACUCGGUGGUCAUCUCCAACCCUCAUGCCACCCUGAGCCAGCAAGGUAACUUAGAGUCCCCCUCGGGCAGCGGCGUCCUGAGCAGCGGCGGCAGCAGCCCUCUCUACAGUAAGAACGCAGACAGCACCCAGUCCCCCCUGGCCUCCAGCCCCGGCUCCGCCCACUCGGGCCCCUCCAACAGCCUCACGUGGGGCACCCACGCCAGCAGCUCCUCGGCCAUUAGCAAGGACGGCCUGGGCUUCCAGUCGGUCAGCAGCCUCCACACCAGUUGCGAGUCCAUUGACAUCUCCCUGGGCAGCGGAGGGGCGCUGAGUCACAACUCCUCCACCGGCCUCAUUGCCGCCUCUAAGGAUGACGCCCUGACCCCCUUUGUCAGAACCAACAGUGUGAAGACCACACUGUCGGAAAGCCCUCUCUCUUCCCCUGCCGCUAGCCCUAAGUUCUGCAGAAGUACUCUGCCCAGGAAACAGGACAGUGACCCGCACCUUGAUAGGAACACUUUGCCUAAAAAAGGACUCAGGUACACCCCCACCUCCCAGCUUCGCACACAAGAAGACGCAAAAGAAUGGUUACGGUCGCACUCUGCAGGAGGCCUGCAGGACACUGCGGCCAACUCUCCUUUCUCCUCUGGCUCCAGCGUAACUUCUCCCUCUGGAACAAGAUUCAACUUUUCUCAGCUUGCGAGUCCCACCACUGUCACCCAGAUAAGCUUGUCCAACCCGACCAUGCUGAGGACCCACAGCCUCUCCAACGCCGACGGGCAGUAUGACCCGUACACGGACAGCCGCUUCCGGAACAGCUCCAUGUCCCUGGACGAGAAAAGCAGAACCAUGAGCCGCUCAGGCUCAUUCCGGGAUGGGUUUGAAGAAGUUCAUGGUUCCUCACUCUCCUUGGUUUCCAGCACGUCAUCAAUUUAUUCUACACCAGAAGAAAAAUGCCAGUCAGAGAUUCGCAAACUACGGCGGGAGCUGGAUGCCUCCCAGGAGAAGGUUUCCGCUUUGACCACCCAGCUGACAGCAAAUGCUCACCUCGUGGCGGCCUUUGAACAGAGUCUUGGAAACAUGACAAUCAGGCUCCAGAGCUUAACCAUGACGGCUGAGCAGAAGGAUUCAGAACUGAAUGAGUUAAGAAAAACCAUUGAGCUGCUGAAGAAACAGAACGCAGCUGCCCAGGCGGCCAUUAAUGGGGUAAUUAACACCCCAGAGCUCAACUGCAAAGGAAAUGGUACCUCCCAGUCCGCAGACCUCCGUAUCCGCAGACAGCAUUCCUCCGACAGCGUCUCCAGCAUCAAUAGUGCCACCAGUCACUCCAGCGUGGGCAGCAACAUAGAGAGUGAUUCAAAGAAGAAGAAGAGAAAGAAUUGGUUACGCAGCUCCUUCAAGCAAGCCUUCGGGAAGAAGAAGUCCCCCAAGUCGGCAUCCUCUCAUUCAGACAUUGAGGAGAUGACGGAUUCUUCUCUGCCUUCUUCACCAAAGUUACCACACAACGGUUCCAUGGGCUCCACUCCCCUGCUGAGGAACUCUCACUCCAAUUCUCUCAUCUCGGAGUGCAUGGAUAGUGAAGCCGAGACGGUCAUGCAGCUCCGAAACGAGCUGAGAGACAAGGAGAUGAAGCUGACUGACAUCCGCCUGGAAGCCCUCAGCUCUGCACACCAGCUGGACCAGCUGCGGGAGGCCAUGAACAGGAUGCAGAGUGAAAUAGAGAAGCUGAAAGCUGAGAACGACCGGCUGAAGUCGGAGUCUCAAGGCAGUGGCUGCAGCCGGGCGCCCUCCCAGGCGUCCCUCUCCACCUCCCCAAGGCAGUCCAUGGGGCUCUCCCAGCACAGCCUGAACCUCGCCGAGUCCAGCAGCCUGGACAUGUUGCUGGAUGACACUGGUGAAUGCCCGGCUCGGAAGGAAGGAGGCAGGCAUGUUAAGAUAGUUGUCAGCUUUCAGGAGGAAAUGAAGUGGAAGGAGGAUUCCAGACCACACCUCUUCCUCAUCGGCUGCAUUGGAGUUAGUGGCAAGACGAAGUGGGACGUGCUCGACGGGGUGGUUAGACGGCUAUUCAAAGAGUACAUCAUUCACGUCGACCCCGUGAGUCAGCUGGGGCUGAACUCUGAUAGUGUCCUCGGCUACAGCAUUGGGGACAUCAAGCGCAGCAAUACCUCCGAGACCCCCGAGCUUCUUCCCUGUGGCUACCUGGUUGGAGAGAACACAACCAUCUCUGUGGCCGUCAAAGGGCUCGCGGAAAACAGCCUGGACUCGCUGGUGUUCGAGUCCCUGAUCCCCAAGCCCAUCCUGCAGCGCUACGUCUCCCUGCUGGUGGAGCACCGGCGGAUCAUCCUCUCUGGGCCCAGCGGCACUGGGAAGACCUACCUGGCCAACCGGCUGUCAGAGUACUUGGUGCUCCGGGAGGGACGGGAGCUGACAGACGGGGUCAUCGCCACCUUCAAUGUGGACCACAAGUCCAGCAAGGAACUGCGCCAGUACCUGUCCAACCUCGCCGACCAGUGCGCCAGCGAGAACAACGCUGUGGACAUGCCCCUGGUCAUCAUCCUGGACAACCUGCAUCAUGUCAGCUCCCUGGGCGAGAUCUUCAACGGGCUGCUCAACUGCAAGGACCACAAAUGCCCUUAUAUAAUUGGCACAAUGAACCAGGCUACCUCUUCUACUCCCAACCUGCAGCUUCAUCAUAACUUCAGGUGGGUGCUUUGUGCCAACCACACGGAGCCCGUGAAGGGUUUCCUGGGCCGGUUCCUGAGGCGGAAGCUCAUGGAGACGGAGAUCGGUGGGCGGGUACGGAACAUGGAGCUGGUAAAAAUCAUCGACUGGAUUCCCAAGGUCUGGCAUCACCUCAACCGCUUCCUGGAGGCUCACAGCUCCUCGGACGUCACCAUAGGCCCCCGGCUCUUCCUGUCGUGCCCCAUCGACGUGGAUGGUUCCAGGGUGUGGUUCACCGACCUGUGGAACUACUCCAUCAUCCCCUAUCUCCUGGAAGCCGUCAGAGAAGGACUCCAGCUGUAUGGAAGGCGGGCCCCCUGGGAGGACCCCGCCAAGUGGGUGAUGGACACCUAUCCUUGGGCAGCCAGCCCCCAGCAGCAUGAGUGGCCUCCCCUCCUGCAGCUCCGCCCCGAGGAUGUCGGCUUCGACGGCUACUCCAUGCCUCGGGAGGGGUCAACCAGCAAGCAGAUGCCGCCCAGCGAUGCUGACGGAGACCCGCUGAUGAACAUGCUGAUGAGGCUGCAGGAAGCAGCCAACUACUCCAGCCCCCAGAGCUAUGACAGCGACUCCAACAGCAACAGCCAUCACGACGACAUCCUGGACUCGUCCCUGGAGUCGACUCUGUGACGGCCGGGCCACGGAGCCUGCCCUCCUGCCCUCCACCUCCCUCCCCUGCACCACCCUGAGGACGCCCUCCUGAGCCAGCCCCCGGCCUCGGCGUGAGUGCCGCGCGAAGACCCGGACCCUCCUCGUCCUCCAGCCUUGACCUGGGUGCAGGCGCCCCGGGCCAGCCGCCUCGGGACCGCUUCCUUCACAGGGAGAACUGCACCAUCUUCUGUGUCAAUUAUUGUUUUGCCUUGUUGCUGUGACCUUCCUAAGACACUGAAAGAUACUUCUCGGGAAAGGACCAUCACCGUUGAAAUGAAAAGGAUUUAAAAAAAAAAAAAAAAAAGCCAACCCACUUGAAGCUCUGAAACCAAACAGCAUCCUGCCCUCAGCGGCCCAGAGACAGAAGAGAUGAGAGCAGAGCUGAAAACGGAGACAGCAGGGAUUCCUCCGCGCACAGACCCUGCAGCUCCAACCCCGCUGCCGACCUUCCAACACACCGGCCACAGAGAGAUCCGAUGCCAGCUGGGGCCCUUGCUUUGGUCACACUCAACGAACUGCAGAGCCGCAUCACAGGAAAAACUUAGGAAAAACAAAUCGUGCUUUCUCUUUGGUUUGUUUCUUAAAUGGUGCUCUCCUUACCCGAGAGGUAUUUUGCCUGUUCCAGUUCACCCCCGCCUUUCAGACCCAUCAGCCUCCGGUUCAUCCAUAAGUGAGAGUGAGGCCGAGCGGAUGUGGCUGUAAACGCAGAGCCGCAUGUGUCUGUUUCCUUCUCGUACAGAAAUGAAUCAGGUCUUACUCCUGCUAACACUGUGUACAGAGAGAAUUGGUCUACCUUGGCGAACCGAUCACCCCUUUGACAAUGAGGUUGAGUUUCUCCCUUUCUGACUCUGUUGAUUUUGAAGACUUUUUUCCCCCCUCCUUCCCCUCGUGGUCAGAAUCCAUCCUUUGGUGAACGUGAGAACCGCAGGAGUUGGCUUUUGGUUUGGUCCUGCUGAGUUCUGGUUUUCAGUUGUCCCUCCUCACAGUCCUGCACACUCGCUGCCUCCUGCUGGGGCCGGGGUCGCUGUGCCCUUGACAGUGGACCAGGACCCCGUCCUCAGCGCGUGGGUGAGCGGGACCUUGCCUUUCCUCCUCGUCCUCGAGGCUGCAGGACACACGUCGACACCUCCAGCAUGCCAGCCCCGACCUCAGGUGGGGUGUGAGGUCACCUCGCAAAACACUUGCACUUUCCCCAGAACCAACGUGACGUCACACAAGUCAACAGGUGGAGGCAGCUGCUCCCUUCCAGAAGCUCUAGCCUCCGGCGGACGAGCCUUGCCUGACCUCUUCGGUGCUGACCUUCCCAAAGCGAUGCCUUAACUGGUUUUGUACUCACCGUGUUCAUUGAUGAGUGUCGUGCCUGCCUGGGGUCUAUUUUUCUGUUUUCCCCAUCAGAGCAAACAGGGCUAACAAGUCACCUACUCACUAGGAGAACUCAAGCUAAUGUGACUUUUCUCAUCCAAAAGACUCAUUCGUGUGGAUGCGUGACUGUGGGAAAAAGAAAAAGGAAAAAAAAAAAAAAAAAGAUCUUUUUUUUUUUUUUUUUUAGGUUCUUAUCAGUCUCCAGCUAACGCCCUGACUAGACAACGAUCUGUCUUGUGCAGGAAAAGGCAAAAGUUCCUACCAUGUUACAUGACAUUGUUGAGCCAUGCUCUGCUCGUAUGUGUCUUCAACAUACCAGUAUUGGCCGGUGGUCAAUCUUUGAGUCAUUUGUUUCUGUUUUAUUUUUAUCGGACCCCCAUGGGGGGAGUCUCUGUUAAUGAUCAGGGUUUUUACUCCAUUUUUUUUACAUUUCUAUUUCCAGAGGUCCCUCUCUCAACAUCUUUUAUUUUCUUACCACAAGAGCGUGACCUGAAACCAGUCACAUUACAUUUGAUGACACCAUUUGCUUCCUCUUUGAAAGGAAAAGGGGAAUGUGUCCCUCCAGCAGGUGAAUGGAAAACCUCUCAGCGUGCUCUUUUCUUUAAUCUCAGUAAACUCAGACUCUAUUCUGCUAAGCCUUCCUUAGUCAUCUGGGUGUGUGAGUGUGUCUUGUUCUGUUUUGUUUUUCAUAAAAUGUUUAAAGCAUGUAUUUAGCCUGUGACCUCAGGGGUCAGUCACACCCUGAGCCUUCUGGUAAACCUGAAGAAUGGUCCUUCUCAAUUUAUCUCCCAGCAAUGACCUUACACGCUCAUACUGUGAAUUUGGGAGGAGGUGCAAUGGACUUCUCCUCAUGGGCAGUUUUCCCGGUCACCUUGUGAGUAGACACCUGCCAAUAUCCUUUGAAACUUUUUUUUUUUUUUUUUUUUACAGCACCCUCUUUUCUCUUUCUUUUCUCCCCAGUCCCACAGACUUCCCUCCCACCGGGUCCAGGCUCAGCACUGAGACCUCUGUCCCUGGUGCUGCCUGACAAGUGAAACGGUGGUUUCAAGGAGUGUAGCCUUGUACGAGUCACAACUCGGGGUCUUUCCUACAGUUUCCGGAAGCAGGGUUGUCUGAUAUGCACAUUUCUUACUUUGGUCCUGUUUUGCUUUUGUGUCACUCACCUUUGACAAAGUGACUUUGUGCUCAUUUAGGGCUCUGUCCGAAAUGCUUCCAUUUUGCCUUUUUCUACAGUUAGGCUAAUUUUGAAAAUGUAUGAAAUUCUAUGCAACAUUUGUGUUGAGUUACCAAUGGAAGCCAAAAGUUUUCUUUCCAAACUGCCAAGAAUUUUACAGGCCAUAAGUGAGAUGGGAAUUCCCUUUAGUUUAAGGUGGUGGGUGGGCAGGGGGGGACACGGAACGAGACUUGCCUAGACCUUUGUUGUAUCUUGGGGACAUAUUUUAUUGUUGAUGCUUAAACUUCAAAAUUCUGUGUAUUCGAAUUUGAUAAUGGCGAAUCUACUUCAAAAGGAAAAAAUAAUCCAACUUUGUGGAUACGAAAUGGAAGGUUUGCUGUUUUGAUCUAGUUAUUUCCAGUGGAGCAGUUUAUGAAAUAUGUUCUAUAAGAUGUACAUUUUUUCAUUGUAACAUAGAAAUUGUAAAUAAUUGAUUAAAGUGCUGCAUUUUGAUGAAUUUUUUCUAGCCAUUUUUAAAGAGAAAACUAGGAAUUGAGUAUUUUGUGUACGGUAUGUUUCUGUCCUCCCUCCCCGUCCGCCGUCCCUCUCUAUUUAAUUUUCAUUUGUCAUGAGGUUUUUGGAUUUGCCAGUGAUCUGCCGGAGAUCAUGCCCCACAUCAUAGAGAAUAAAUCUGAUGAUUGUACCAGUCUUAAAUUAUUCAUGAUUCAAUAAAAUUGAUGCUUAUUUAUUCA